AUGCCUCUCACAUCUAUUGAGCCAAAGGGCACCGAUGCUUCAGUUCUUCGCAAACCAUUAUUCGUCGCAGAACCACCAUUAGGAAAAGAUGGUAGACCCAUGAUACAAAAGGUUCUCAUCGCAAACCGUGGCGAAAUCGCCUGUCGUAUUAUUCAAACCUGUCGCAAAUUGAACAUUGCGUCUGUAGCAGUUUAUGUCGACGAAGAUGCCUCCUCUCGUCAUGUUCAGGACGCAGAUGAAGCCAUAAACAUUGGCAGCAUUGACGGCAGUACCCGCAAUCCAUUUCUCGACAUCGAUUUACUAGUCCAAACAGCCAUUUCAAGAUGCGCUCAAGCUAUCCAUCCGGGAUAUGGCUACUUGAGCGAAAAUGCAGAUUUUGCCCAACGCGUCCAUGACGCAGGUCUGAUCUUCAUCGGCCCCAGCCCCAGCGCCAUGUCAACCCUCGGCGACAAACGGUCCUCAAAAGACUACUUGCGCGCUCAUGCACCCGAUGUUCCGCUGAUUCCUGGAUUCUCGGGGUCCAGCCAAGAUGCCGAAGCUCUGAGUAAAGUGGCUGUUGAGAUCGGAUUUCCUGUCAUGCUCAAGGCCUCGGCUGGCGGUGGUGGAAAGGGUAUGCGGAUUGUGCGCGAGGCGGGGCAGCUUAAGGAUGAAUUGGAAAGAGCCCAGUCUGAGGCUCGUCGGUCGUUUGGUUCGGACGACUGCAUCUUGGAGAAGUUCAUUGAGAGCAGCAAGCAUGUUGAGAUUCAGAUUAUGGGUGAUUCGCAUGGUCAUGUGGUUUCCUUUUUGGAUCGGGAUUGCUCUGUGCAACGAAGGCAUCAGAAGGUCAUCGAAGAAACACCUUGUGCUUUCCUCACGGAGGAGACGCGGCAAAAGAUGAGUGCAACUGCUGUCCGAGUGGCAGAGCUCAUUGGAUAUGAGAAUGCUGGCACCGUUGAGUUUGUUGUAGAUAUCAAGACGGACCGAUUCUACUUCUUGGAAGUAAACGCCAGACUUCAAGUUGAGCACCCAAUCACUGAAGAAGUUACUGGAAUUGAUCUUGUUGCUCUGCAAUUGUUCGUUGCGGCGGGUGGUAGCCUGAAAAGUCUUCCAUCGCUGGACAAAGUCACUCAGUAUGGACACGCAAUUGAGUGCCGACUGUGCGCCGAAAACCCUGAGAAAGACUUCUUCCCCGAGCAUGGCAAAGUCCACCUCUGGCUGCCCGCAAGUGGUCCAUUAGCCCAAAGUAGGGAUAUUCGAUAUGAAGCAGCCAUUCAAACCGGAUCGUUGGUGUCUAUCUACUUUGACUCAAUGAUCGCCAAACUUGUUGUUUGGGCUCCAACAAGAGCACUGGCAAUUGAGAAAAUGGUCAAAGUUCUUGCACAGACAGCUUGUGUUGGUGUGAAGACAAAUCAGCUUUUUAUGCAAUACUGUUUAUUAAAUUCGGGAUUUCGUGAUCCUGCCUACACCACUGCAUUCAUUCCGUCGCACUUGAAUGAGCUUCUUCAGCCGCCUUCAGUCCAUGGACUACCUGAAUUUGAGAAAUUCGUAUCAAUUCUCCCAAGUUUGGUAAUCCGACGGCUUCCAGACUAUGCUACUGCCUUGUCACGCUCUAAACCCCUCCGGAAUAUCCGCAUGCAAUUCCGAAACCAAAGGUUUGAUCCAGUCAAUAUUCAUUGCGACAUUGUGACAACGACCAGCUGGCCCAACAAAGUUGGCCAAGAGGCAGAUCCAGGAUCAGGACAACAAAUGAUGUGCAUCUGGAAACCAAGCUCAACAGGAGUAUCAUCCGGUACCGAGGAAGUAUACCUCUUCCUAGUCCCCGAUGGUAAAUCCCCAAAAGACGAAGAAGUCUCAGCGGCAGCAGAGAUAUCCGCCCAAUAUAAUGAAAUAAGCCAAGCACUGCGAACAGGAACAGCGACAUCUUCCCCUGCACACCAAGUUCGAAUUAUUUCAUGGCGCCCCGCAGAAGGCAAUCCCGCUCUUCCCGAUUCCUGGCUUGCCUCCACCAUUGAACUCUCAGUGAAUGGAUCAAAGUUCACCGCUCAAGUCGCUAUCCCUUCAACACGGGCUCAUACAUUAGCGGGGCAGGUCGAUCGUGGCCAAAAUAUUUACUGUCACCUUCCUGCUAUCGGCACUCAUGUUGAGUUCAAGCGUGACACGCUGCUCUCUUUUGCAGAAAGCAAUCGGUCGACUGCGAAAGCGAAUAAAGGAUCUGAGCAGAAGACUGUUGCGGCUCCCAUGCCUUGUAAAGUUCUUUCAGUUUUGAGGAAGAAUGGGGAUGAAGUCAAGUCUGGUGAUUCGGUGAUGGUCAUUGAGAGUAUGAAGAUGGAAGUCAAUAUAUCUGUUGCGGCUUCAGGGAAGUUUCAAACAGAAUGGAGUGUUGGAGAUGCUGUGGAGGAAGGGAAGAUUCUUUGUUCAAUUGUUUAG
This is a messenger RNA of Penicillium soppii, 2406 nucleotides long. Its product is annotated as acetyl/propionyl/methylcrotonyl-CoA carboxylase subunit alpha. Lineage: Eukaryota; Fungi; Ascomycota; Eurotiomycetes; Eurotiales; Aspergillaceae. Gene Ontology annotation, molecular function: ATP binding; metal ion binding; methylcrotonoyl-CoA carboxylase activity. The coding region runs from base 1 to 2406 and encodes 801 amino acids. Gene Ontology annotation, cellular component: mitochondrion. The record is from RefSeq and is a predicted model, not a curated record. The transcript is spliced from 2 exons.